This is a messenger RNA of Sphaerodactylus townsendi, 968 nucleotides long. RefSeq names its product isoamyl acetate hydrolyzing esterase 1 (putative) (gene IAH1). The transcript is spliced from 7 exons. The record is from RefSeq and is a predicted model, not a curated record. Gene Ontology annotation, molecular function: hydrolase activity, acting on ester bonds. Lineage: Eukaryota; Metazoa; Chordata; Lepidosauria; Squamata; Sphaerodactylidae. The coding region runs from base 73 to 879 and encodes 268 amino acids.
UUCUUCCAGGCGCCGGAAGGCAACCUCACGUCCGGCUCUUUGCAAACGCUCCUCCUGCUGCCCGGCGGGCCGAUGGCUGUGGCCGAGGUGGGCGUUUGCAGCAGGCGGUUGUUUCUGCAGCCCCGAAUCGUUCUUUUCGGAGACUCCAUCACGGAGUUUUGCUUCCAAGAAAAUGGAUGGGGAGCGUCACUUGCUCACCGACUGGCUAGAAAAUGUGACGUUCUGAAUCGUGGAUUCUCUGGCUACAACACCAGAUGGGCCAAAAUUAUUCUUCCAAGACUGAUUCACAAAGACUCCAGUGCUGAGAACACUUUGGCAGUAACAGUCUUUUUCGGAGCUAAUGACAGUGCUUUAAAAGAUCUGAAUCCUAAGCAACAUGUUCCUCUUGAGGAGUAUGCUGAUAAUUUGAAAAGUAUGAUACAGUAUCUAAAGUCUGUGGACAUUGCAGAAGAUAAAAUUAUUUUGGUGACACCCCCACCCCUUCAUGAAGCAUCAUGGGAAAAAGAGUGCAUCGCCAAAGGAGGAAGAGAAAGGAGAAUGAACACUGGACAUGGAGCUGACAUGGAUGACUCAGGUGAGAAAUUAAACCGUCUCAACGCCACUACUGGGGAGUAUGCCAAGGCAUGUGUUAAAACAGCCAGAGAUUGUGGCACUGAGGUUGUCGAUCUGUGGACGCUCAUGCAACAAAAUAAUCAGGACUUUAGCCGUUACUUAUUAGAUGGACUUCACUUAUAUGGAGAAGGAAAUAAUUUUCUGACCAACCAGCUUUGGUCUAUCUUGGAACAAAGGACGUCAGCGCUGCCUUGGCUUUUGCCUUACUGGCGUGAUGUCGACCAUCUCCAUCCGGAAAGCAGUUUCCUAGAGAGUCCACUAGAGUAAUCAAAGGGGAAAAAAACUUUACAUUCUUGACUAGACAACCCUGAUGUGUUUUAUAUGUGCAAAAUAAAAUGUCUGUUUUACAUAGUGAA